Messenger RNA from Funneliformis mosseae, 771 nucleotides. The record is from the annotation of a GenBank genome assembly. NCBI's taxonomy places the organism in Eukaryota, Fungi, Glomeromycota, Glomeromycetes, Glomerales, Glomeraceae.
AUAGCUGUGCAUCAUUCAUAUAAGAAAGAUUUACAAUUGAUCUUGGAAGCAAAACCACCUAAAAACAAAGUAAUAACUUUUGAGAAGAAAUAUAGGGAACAGUUAGCUAAUGUUAGAGUCAGUACUUCAUUCGAAAGUAAGGUUCUCAAGAUUCACGGGAAAAGAUUUGCUGAAGAAAUUGAUGAUGUGGCUCAACGAGAUAUAAAGCAAGUAGAACUUGGAAAUGACGAUGAAGAUAUUAGCAUACCUUCAAGAAUUACUCAAGUUGAAAAAAUAGAAAACGAAAAAUUAGAUUUAUUCUUAACUUCUCAUAAACUGAUCCUUACAUCAUAUAAGUUUAGUAUUAUAUCAUCUAAAGUUAUUCCUAGGUUUAAAUCCCUUAAAAGUACUCUUAAUAUAAGAUAUCCUGAGAUAGUAAAUAAAAUUGAAACUCAUAAGGAAGAACAGAGGAUAUUAACUAGCCUAGGAACAACUCUUAAGGAAUUUUAUUUAAUGAUCAAAUACAAUCCAAAAUAUGCUUCUAUGAGGUAUAAUUCAGAGAGAAAAUUCCUCGUUAAAAGGGUGUCAACAUCAUUUAAAUUCAUCGAAUAUAUAUUUGGGACUAUUACGAUAUACUGGAUUGAAAAGAAAAUUAUGUCAACAAAGGCAACAGAGUUCGUAGAUGAUCUAAUUUGUGAACCAGUAUCUAAGAAAGCUGAUGCACUAGCCAUAGACCUUACAUAUAAUAUAGACGUGAUAAAUAUGGAAUCAUCAGAAGGUCUCUUUCAAUAA